This is a messenger RNA of Dermacentor silvarum, 530 nucleotides long. RefSeq names its product acyl-coenzyme A thioesterase 13-like. The record is from RefSeq and is a predicted model, not a curated record. The coding region runs from base 69 to 530 and encodes 153 amino acids. NCBI's taxonomy places the organism in Eukaryota, Metazoa, Arthropoda, Arachnida, Ixodida, Ixodidae. The transcript is spliced from 3 exons. Gene Ontology annotation, molecular function: fatty acyl-CoA hydrolase activity.
GAAAGAAUUGAGGCUGUGGCGGCGCAGACCACCGCAAACCACUGUAAAGGUUUCGCCAACAUUGGGACAUGCAGCGUGCAGGCCGCUUUAUCACCGAAGUGCUCAAGAAGCUGAAGUACACAGAUGAAUUCGUCGACAAGGUGAAGCCCGUGGCUUCGACGCGUGAUGGCGCGGUGCAGUUUGAGCUUCGGCUGGAGAAGCAGCACUGCGACCUGCAUGGCACCCUUCACAGUGGCAUGGCAUUCGCCCUCGUGGACCUGUACACGUGGACGACCGCUUGCACGUUGUACGACCAAGAGUCACCGUUCGUCAGUCUGAACUUGACAGCCAGGUAUUUGCACCACACAGCAAGUUCCUCUCUGCCAGCGAGGCUUGGUGACGUCAUCCUCAUGGAUACCCGGAUCACCCACGCAGGGAAGAAGGUCGCCUACGUCGAGAUGGACAUCAUUAACAAGGCCACGAAACGGCUGCUUGUUCAAGGCUCCCACACGAUAUUCGUUUUAUCAAGACGGGUGCUUAGUGCCCAGUGA